Molecule: messenger RNA, 1593 nt
Organism: Arachis duranensis
Lineage: Eukaryota; Viridiplantae; Streptophyta; Magnoliopsida; Fabales; Fabaceae
Exons: 8
Coding region: 161-1432 (423 amino acids)
Molecular function (GO): calcium ion binding
Source: RefSeq, a predicted model, not a curated record
AUUAGCCUCAUUUCUCGUUUGGAAAUAUACAAAGAUGUGAGAGAGAGAGAGGGGAGAGAAAAAAGAGGGGGAGGGGCAGAAAGUAGAAACUGCGAAAACCGAAACGGGAGAGAAAGGAAGACAGUUGAUUCUGAUUGGGACAAGAGAGAAGGAAUUAGCAAUGGGCAACUCUGAGUCUCAGUCAGUUCCAACCGAUCCCCGUUUUGUUUCAGCUUCCAGAGCCUUUACUCACCACGAACUUGAAGACUUAAGGUCUCUCUUCGAUUCGCUCGCUGCCAAGUCUCAGAGCAAUGCCCAAUACAUCUCUCCCUCUGUUUUUCAGUCAUAUUUUGGACUCCAUGGCCCGCUUGGGGAUAGAAUGUUCCAUUUAGUUACUCAAGAGCGCAAGGAUCAGCAUUUAACUUUUGAAGACCUCGUUGUUGCUAAGGCUACUUACGAGAAAGGAACAAGAGAUGACAUUGAAGAAUUCAUCUUUCGCUUAUUGGAUGUAAAUGGGGAUAAAUUUGUAGGGAGGUCUGAUUUGGAGUCUGUUAUGAUUUCCAUUUUUAAGGAUAUAUUAUGCAUAAAAGAUAAUGAAGCUAGAUCAAGUUCAGAUCAGGGCAUUGUCAACAUAUUUCUAAAUGCUGCAAAUUUCUCAAUGCAUGAAGAAGGGUGCACUGAGGAGUCUAUGUCUUUUGAGGAUUUCAGAAGUUGGUGCACUCAUGCCCCAUCUGCUAGGAAGCUUCUUGGGAGCUUGCUGAUGCCACCUGAUUCAGGACGACCAGGUUCUCAAAUUCCAAACCUGUUGACCUCAAACGACAUUGAUCCUAGCAUUUUACUUUUGAGAAAGGAAUAUGCUUGGCAUAUAGGAGGUGCACUUUCUCAGCACGAGCUGGAAGAUUGGAUGCUUUUAUAUCAUAGUUCUGUUAAUGGUCUUAGUUUUAAUACAUUCUUGGGAAACAUUUCAAAUCAUCAAGGCCCCAGUGUGUUAAUUAUUAAGGAUAAAGAGGGUUAUAUAUACGGAGGAUAUGCUUCUCAGCCAUGGGAACGGCAUGCUGAUUUUUAUGGAGAUUUGAAAUGUUUCCUUUUUCAACUGAAUCCAAAGGCAUCCAUUUUCCGGCCUACUGGAGCAAACCAUAACCUACAAUGGUGUGCCAUCAAUUUCAGUUCGGCAGACAUUCCAAAUGGCAUUGGAUUCGGAGGACGAGUUAGUCACUAUGGUGUUUUUAUCUCGGCAAACUUCGAUCAAGGCCAUACAUUUGCAUGUUCCACAUUUGGUAGCCCGUGCCUCUCUAAGACCAACCGCAUAUUGCCGGAAGUAAUAGAGUGCUGGGGAGUGACUCAAGGAACGGUAUUAGGCAAGAAUGAUGCCGUCAAAGGCACCAUACUCGAAAGAUUUAAGGAAGAUCGCCACAUGCUCAACAUGGUUGGGCUAGCGAAUUCCAGUGAGUGAGCUAGCCCUUCAUCCUUUCUUCGUGUAAAUCUAGUCCCAUAACAUGAUACUACGUUUAUAUAUAGCAUUUUGAGAAGUUUUUUAUUCCGAGAUUAUUGCUUUCGUACAAGUCUCACCAGAAAUGAUGAAUAUAUUGCUAUAUACCAAAAAUUCUGUUACUA